ACUUGUCUUCGUGCAUCGAUCACUGUCUUGUCUUCCUAUGUAUGCACAGAAGUUCCAUUCAUUUCUCAGUCCUUCCCCUUUGUCCUUCAUCAUUUGCAUAUAAGUUUAACACGACACUCUCGGUCCGAUCGUUGUUCGGUUCACCUGUUCAUCCCAAGUAUUACCCCGGACACCUAAAUACGGCAUCCUCAAUAUUAUCGAAGUCUCUCGAAAAUUCUAUCUCCAGGUGACCAUUUCCCUUCGAGCUUGUACUGUUCCUCUACAAUGUGGGGCAACCAGGCGAGGAUUAAUGCUCUACUGAGGAAGUCGCUUAUCGGGGAACUUAUUGACACCCAAUUUCACCUAUUCUCCGUUCGAUCGAAGCGCGAGGGCAACGUUACCAACCUUCAAGCAUUGUUUGCCAAUGACGAAGCCCUCACCACCGGUUCAGAGUACUUCAGUAGCUUACUUUCCGAAAAUUCGUUCAAUGAUUCUGCUGUGGUCGAAUUUCAAGACUAUCACACCUGUGAGGGAGGGAUCUCCCUUGAUGAAUAUGGUUAUGCAUCCGAUAGUGACCUCGAUGAAGAGGAGGAAGAGACUGACGAAGAUGUACAAGACAAUGAAAGGUGUGCAGGAGUCUCUGCGGAACGAGUAUCUCGAACCGCAUCAAUCAAGGACUUUACUACCAAAGGGGCGCAACGUAUCAUUCCAAGCCGCAGAGUAUUGGUAAUGGAUACGGCAUUCAAUACCUGGCGAUUGAUUUUCGCACCUUUGCGAUCGCAAACCAAGUCAGCGAGACAUCACAGCCUCGGCGGGGCCCCACCAUGCUCUCCGAAGUCUAUGUAUCGCGUAGCAUGUAAGCACAACGUCCUACAGGAACUCUCUUCGUCUCUAACAUCCAGGUUUCCUGCCAUUCUUGAGAUGGAAAUCGAAAUCUUAUUCCAGAACAUUGUUACUCCCACUGUCACGAAGGACUUUCCGAUGCUUAUUCAAAGAAUUGCUAGCGCUGGCCUCCCGCAUGGUGCUGACAUCCUGACCAAACUCCACGAAAGAAUGUUAAAGCAGCACUACCCUACGAUUUUGUCUCCUGAGGCUGCACUUGCAUCUGAAAAUGAAUGCAACGGCUCGCCGCUAAGUGGUCCAUUCAAAUUCAAACGGGAAGAGCCACAAAACCCGGUGAUGGUUAUUGGCGAUAAGGACGAAAGAGGACAGAAGAGUGCGCCCACACGGUCCCGGAGGAUUCACAUUUAACCUCCGGGACAUACUAUGAAUUCUCUUUUCCUUUCUUGACUCUUAUCGACUCGUAGCACCUUCGACAUCUUAUAUCACCCUCGUGUAUCAGUCGCUUCUUUCCGUCUCGGACUUCUUGACAUUCCUGUAUUUAAUCCCUUCCCCGUUUCCACUCUACCUCAGCGUUGCUUCACCGUCUGCUGAGACUUACUCCGUGUGUCUAGCUUCCAAUAAUGGUGUCGUUCUAAAUACAUUGUAGCCAUAUUAUUCAUGUAGGCUCCCACAGUAAUAACGAGGAACUUGUUUUCAUCUGA
Suillus fuscotomentosus is the source of this 1523-nucleotide messenger RNA. RefSeq lists its product as uncharacterized. The record is from RefSeq and is a predicted model, not a curated record. The transcript is spliced from 9 exons. NCBI's taxonomy places the organism in Eukaryota, Fungi, Basidiomycota, Agaricomycetes, Boletales, Suillaceae. Bases 265 to 1230 code for a protein of 321 amino acids.